This is a messenger RNA of Marasmius oreades (fairy-ring Marasmius), 1815 nucleotides long. RefSeq lists its product as uncharacterized. NCBI's taxonomy places the organism in Eukaryota, Fungi, Basidiomycota, Agaricomycetes, Agaricales, Marasmiaceae. Bases 116 to 1492 code for a protein of 458 amino acids. Gene Ontology annotation, molecular function: O-methyltransferase activity. The transcript is spliced from 11 exons. The record is from RefSeq and is a predicted model, not a curated record.
GCCAGUCCUAUUUAAGUAGUCUUGACACAAGACUCUACACACGCUCGAGGUAUUCACGUAUAUAGACUAUUUGAGGCGCAUCAUCACGCCAGUGCUUCGUACCAUUGGCCAGUUCAUGUCCCAACUAUCCCAGCUGGUUAGCCUUAUAGCCAAUGCGACCAAACUGGUCGAGACGCACGCUAAUGCCACCAAUACCGAUCUCUCGUUAGAUAGUUUAGAACCUCCCUCAGAUACGUUCUACACACCUGUUGUGGAGGAAGCCAUUCGAAUUAUCGAAGGAGCCUGUAAUCAGCUCUGUGCGAUCGUUGCUAAUCCUAGCCAUACAGUCGUCAAUAAAGCCUUCGCUCACUUUGAACCAGCCUGCAUUCGCGUCGUCGCCUCGCUCCGUAUCCCGGAUCUCCUCUUCGAUAAACCUCAAGGUCUGCACGCCUCGGAUAUCGUGAAACAUGUUUCUUCGCAGCAGGGAAUUGCGGUUGAUCAGGGGAAGUUGGCGAGGGUUAUGCGACUUUUAGCGACGAAACAUUGUUUUCGAGAAGUGGAGAAUGAUGUGUUUGCGAAUAAUCGCCUCAGCAUACAGUUAUUGAGUUACGCCGGACUAGCUGAUUCGGCUCUACAUAUUACCGACGAGCUUGCGAAAGCCGCUUCAGUGCUGACUGAAACUCUGACUGAUUCGGAGAUGGGGUUAUCGUAUUCACCGAACAAAACGCCUUUCAAUAAGUCGACAGGCUACCCUGGCACUAUUUUUGAAUACUACGAGGGACUGAACACCGAAACUGGUCGAGUCCAGGGUCUUCGUUUCCACCGGUCCAUGCCUGGAUGGAGUAGAGCAGUUGGAGCAACUUGCGUUGCGACCAGAUAUCCAUGGGAGAAACUACCACCGGGUUCCAUCAUCAAUGAUGUCGGGGGAGGGAUUGGUGUUAUUGCCAUGCAACUCUAUAAGGUUCAUCCUCACCUCCAAUAUGUUCUUCAAGAUCGCCCACCGGUUAUUGCCACGGCUGAGCUGGAGUACUGGCCUAGUCACGCUCCUGAAGCGAUCCGAGAUAGUAAAAUCCAAUUCAAAGCGGUUGACUUUUUCUCAGAACCUCUCGUUAGGGGGUAUGUUUACUACAUGAAAGGUGUCAUUCACGACUGGGCUGAUGAAGAUGCCCUCAAGAUUUCGUCCAACGUCAAAGCAGUAAUGAAGCCAACCAGUCGGAUUCUUGUUCACGACUACGUAUUACAACACACCACCCGAAAAAAUGUCAAUUCCGUAUUGAAAAUCGCUCCGGAACCUCUCUUACCCAACUACGGCGCUGGUCGUAUAAAGGUGUACAAUUUGGAUUUGAACAUGAUGUGCGUGAUGAACAGUCUUGAGCGAUACCAAGAGGACUUCGCUUCGCUAGGGGAGAAAGCUGGAUUGAAGAUUCUUCAAAUUUACGAGUGCGGGGAUGCUAAUCUCGUGGAAUAUGUACUGCAGGCUGCGGUGCCCUUUACAAAUGGUGGAGGGGUGUAGGUGAUGUCGUGCUAACAACGUCGGCGUGAUACCAUGAUGUUUUCGUCGAAAUUCUUUUUGAAAGUUGAAGCGCUGACAUGUCGACUGGGAUGAUUGUUUGAGAGAACUCUGGGUAUCAUCAUUGUGACCGUCAAAUAAGCUCUCGGACUUUUUGAUGAGCAUUCGGAAUAACGGGACUCAUCUGUCAAGGUUUUCUGCUAGGUGACAGGGAGCAGGGGAAGAACUCGUGGCAUUUGUACCGGCUCUCUUUCACGAAACGAUACUCCUACGAACAUGAAUGGCUCGAAUAUCAUCAUGCCUUUUGACAUCGGUAGGUAAGUGGG